This is a messenger RNA of Spodoptera littoralis (African cotton leafworm), 4733 nucleotides long. Lineage: Eukaryota; Metazoa; Arthropoda; Insecta; Lepidoptera; Noctuidae. The record is from the annotation of a GenBank genome assembly.
AUGUCGUGUCAGUCGCUCGCCGCUCGCGCCUUCGCCGAGCCCGAGAAGGACAUGACACAUUGCAGUAGUUUCCACAGAUCAGUGCGGUUCAGUUCAGAUUCCCGGAGCUCCACCAGAGCGAAUGAUGCGGAGAAUAAAAGGGAGACGCCCGGUUCUAUAUCGCUGACAGCGCUGACGGUGACUCCGGUGACGUCACAGGGCUCCGCCAUGAGCCAGUCGCUGCCGUCCGCCUCUGUCAACUAUGAUGAUGAUGAUACGCCGGCGCCCCUGCUCCCCUCGUGUCGGUUCCCCAAGCUGGAGGAGUGCGCCCACUUCCACUACGAGCGAGUGUCCCUGGGAGGGCUCAGCAUUGAGACUGUCAAGUGCGAGGAGAAGUGCCAGGAUUCGCUCGAUGAAGGCUGGAUCUGUUUAAAAGUCCGUUCUCACGUGAACUCGAGUGAGUCGGAGUCUCCUCGCGCGCUGAGCUCGAGCUGGACGGAGGCCAGCGCCGUCAGGCAGUGGACGCUCACCAGGAACAGGGACAAUCUGCUACAACUCGAUGACAUGCUACAUAGAUGUAUAUAUGACCGCAAAGUAUCAGGGCUACCGAACCUCCGUGAGAAGAUAUCGUCGUCCCUCACUCAGUCGGAAGGAGAGUACCAGAGGCUCAUAGCAGACUAUGUGCACCAUCUGUCCAUUAUAGCGGACGACUCCAUCAACUGCGGGCCCGUGUUGAACUGGCUGCAGAUGGACAAUAAAGGCCAUAAGCUACUGGUAGCGAACGAAGACUCAUCCUCCAUCAACACGCCGGCCGUCGCCGCCGCAUACUCCGUCAGGAAAUACGUGUCGCAGGCGCGGGAUGAAAUUAGUUUCGAAGUGGGUGAUAUGAUCUCAAUCAUAGACAUGCCUGGUCCGGCGGAGUCGCUGUGGUGGCGCGGCAAGCGCGGGUUCCGAGUGGGGUUCUUCCCUCACCACUGCGUCGCUGUCAUCGGGGACAAGGUGCCGCGGCAUAUGACGCAGCCACCGCCUAUUGUUGGCUCAGUAGCGGUAGCACCUAUAAAGCCAGUGCUUCGCAAACAUGGGAAGUUGAUCUCCCUGUUCCGAAGCUUCAUACUAUCGCGGCCGUCGCGCAGGAGUCUCAAACAGCAGGGUAUACUAAGGGAGCGAGUCUUCGGAUGCGAUCUGGGGGAGCAUCUGCUUAAUUGCGGACAUGAUGUACCUCAAGUCCUAGUAGAAUGCGCCCGAGCAAUAGAAGCCCGCGGCGCAGUGGACGGAGUGUACCGCCUGUCAGGGGGCGCGGGCCUGACGCAGCGUCUCCGCGCGGCCUUCGACGCGGGCUCCCCGCCUGAUCUCAGCGCGCCACCUACUACUAGGGACCCACAUGCAGUGCCUUCGCUGUUGAAGAUGUAUUUUCGUGAGCUCCCAAACCCGCUCUGCACGUACCAGCUGUACGAGAGCUUCGUCAGCGCCGUGCAGGCCGGGGACGAGGCGGCCCGGCUCCGGGCCGUCAGGGACACCGUCGUCAAACUGCCGCCGCCGCAUUAUAGGACGUUGGCGUACCUAAUGCGUCACCUACGGCGAGUGUCCCUGCUAGGGGAGCAGACGGGUAUGACGGCGCGCAACAUGGCCAUCGUGUGGGCCCCCAACUUGCUGCGCGCCCCGCGCCCGCAGCACGCGCUGCAGGGAGUCGCUGUACAGGCGGUAGUCACAGAAUUCCUGAUCUGCUAUGCCGAGGAGUUGUUUGCACAGGAGCAGGGAGAGGAUUCUGGACCUGAGUCUUUGGAACAGGAUCGUUGUGAGUCUGAAAUAGAGCUCCGCGGCAAUGACUCGUGUCGCCGUCCUAAGAGCUUGCCGAUCAACCCGCCCACUAAGUUACUGAGCUUGGAGGAAGCCCGUCGCCGCGGGCAGGCGGGCGGCGCGGGCAGCCCGCGCAGCCCGCGCCUGCCCGCGUCGGGCGCCAUCGCCGCCGCCGCAGACACCCAGCUGCGGCCGUCCUCGCAUCUACGGCCCAACUACAUCGAGGUGGGGUCGGGACCAAACAACUUACCUCAGUAUCACACCGUGCUAGAGCUACCAGCGCCCGGCAAGCGCGGCCUGAAGCGGUCCCCGACGGGGUGGCGCGGCCUGUUCGCGCGCCACAAGACGCGCGCCCGCCACCUGCCGCGCGCGCCGCCCGCGCCCGCGCCCGCACUGGACGUACCGAUGACCUCGCAGCCCCCGCUAGGGCUCCGCCCCGUGAAGUCUUGUGAGUCCCUCGCCUCGGACACUGACACUCUCGCUCCAUUAGCUGAGCGAGCCGCCGCGCCGCUUAAACAUCAUACCAGAUCAUCAUCCUGCGACUCUUACUUCGAGCCGUGGCAGGCCGAGCUAGCAGACAUGCGACUACGUUUGUCGCCACAGGAGAGAGAUCACCACAUGUUUAGUGAAGAGGAUGAUACACAGUUACAGAUCAAUCAUGCACAGGACUCGUUAUGCUCGACGCCUCCAGAGUCCGGUCUAUGCAGCGCAGAGAACAGUCCGCGACGGAACCUUAGGGUCGAUAUACAUCAAGCUAAUGAACUCGCUGAGCGUCGCCGCGCGGCCCUGGAGGAGCAGUUGUCCCAGAUAGGGUACAUCGACGGCGAGUCCCCGCGGGCGCGCCCCGCGCCCGAGAAGCGCCACUCGGCGCGCCCCGCCUCGCCCACUCACACCGACAUUGCUAAGAGACUAUGCAAAGACCGAGAUAGCCCAAUGGCUUCACUCACGGACUUUCCUACCUCCCUGGCUAAUGUCAAACUUAGAGAAAGAAAUUCACCAAGGAAAUCGAAAACACGAUACAGUGGCAUGCAUUUUGACACGGACAAACAGACAAACAGACUCAGUUGGCAUGGCAAAGAUGGACAUUCUACAUUCACCAAAGACGGUCAUUCUACCUUAAUAAAAUCGACUGGCCAGUUGAAAAUUCAGUCAGUAAUUUGACUACAAGCACAAUUAAUUCUAGCCCCUAACGCCUGUAACUCCUGUUUAUGAUCCCUUAGAAAGCGACUCGGAAGUUAGCGAGGCUAACAAACACACUAUACAAAUUAAAAGUGAAGUUUGCGACUCCUGCGAGCAAGAGAAAUGUCUCAAAUGCGAGCUCAGAGCUACGGACUACGAAAAUAUAAAAGACUUCACUGAAUUGCACGAUAGUUUAGAACAUAGUCCACAUUCGACAGAUAUAAGCUAUCAUAAUCUUAAUCGACUAUCAGCUGUGUCCAACUCCUCGAAUUCAGAUCAUACGGACAAGAAAAAGGAUGACAAUGACGUCAUGAAAGUUAUGACGUCAUCACACGAGAGUUCUUCCAGUUAUUCCAACGUGAGUUUGACGAAAGGAGAUGAGUUGUACGAAUGCUAUAAUUAUACGAGACCAAAUUAUAUCAAUUUGCAGUCUUCAAGUACUAGUAAAAGUUCGCCAGGCAGUCCUUUGAAAAGUCCAUUGAAAUCCACUAUAAGUAUUACAUUCCGAUCUCCAACAAAGAGUAAAAAUUUUGAGGACACGCCCACUAAUGAUAGGGAUUCAGUUUACGAAGACAUUGAUUUAGAGAAGAACUUGUCCAUAGUUGAAGACGCGAGCGUCCCACAGACUGAUGCCUGCUUACCCACUCAACAGGCUUGCCAACCUAACGAUAUACAGGACCUUAUAAUCCUAGAAACACCCACAGAAACGAAUCUAGAUGAAGACCUAGACGUAUACAGCCAAGUCAAGUUUUUCAAAAAGAGCAUAGAUGAGGUGAACGCUAUGUUGCUUCCAGAAGAUAGACAUUAUGAAAAUAUUGCGUUCGAGAAGCAAAAUGAUUACGAAAACAUAAACGUUGAUACUCUAAAGAUUUGUGAUAAAGAUAUGAGUGACGUAGAUAACACAAAGCCGGUCGAAAAUGGUAAUUUUAAGAGUAUGAAUGUAAGAGAGCUAGCCAUACGCUUCGAGAGUCCUACUGAACAGAAAUCAGCAUUCACUUUCGAAAAAUUCAAGGCUGAAAUCAAAUAUCCGAGCCUAGAACGCAAGGAUGAGAAAAAAGUCAUCGAAAUUAAGAAAAUAGACUUAAAAACACCAUCUGUAUCGCCAAAAUCUUAUAAAUUGUCGAAAAAUUCUUGUAAUGCGAGGUCUUUAGAUGAGAAUGCCUUCAUAAAGGAAUUUGGCAACGACCAAUCAAACGAUAGACGCAAAAGUCUAGAGGUAAAAACUUCAAAGAAGCUACCGGACUUGAAUUUGAACACGGACACGAACACAAAGUUAUUAUAACGCCGACGACGGAAAACAAAAUCUCUCUAAUACAACGCUUCGACCGACCAGACGUUAAGAACAUUAUAAGCUUCGAUUGUGAUAAAAAAUUGAGCCGGAACGAAUAGAGAAGUACAAAGAAGAAAGGAGAAAUUUCCUCAGAGAGAAAUAUAGUUCGCAGUCUUUCCGUUCAAACCCUGAACAGUUAACUAGAAUCAAAAUUCGAAAAGAUAGAGAAGACAGAAUUGAGACGUGUGAAAGACUAAAAGAAGAGGUGCCUAAAUUUGAGAGGAGGAACACAGUAGAUCUAGGUCAAAGAUUAAGGUUCAGUCUAGCUAAGAGUAGUACUAAUUUGGAGUCUAUUCCAUCUCCUACCAGUCCUGAUGAUGAGAGGGAGUUUAAGGGUGAACAUGAUGACAGGAGUCAAUACGAGAGAAAAGAAAAAAUGUCGCCCUCAUACAACAUUAAGGAUAUGACAGCGAUCUUCGAGCAGAAGUCUCACCCACAUACCGGUUGA